AUUAAGAAUACUUUAGAUUUUAUAGACUAUACGCUUUUUUUUAACCAUGUUAGAGAUAUGUUAAUUUUAAAGUUAAAACAAUCAUGUUUACAAUCAUCUAUAAAAUUUAAUUUACAUGUGGAUAGUGUAUACGAACGAAUACUUACUCAAGAAGUUCGAGACAUAGCUUUCAAAACUUCUAAUACACUUGCAUGUAAUUCAUCCGAUUUCAAUAAAUUACUAAAUGGAAUGUUUAAUAAAUUAUUAUCCGAACAAGACCAGUUUUUAGCGAAAGGAUCUGGGUGGUCCCUUAAGACUAUAGACGUAUUACAAUUGAGAAUUAAUAUACCGUAAAACGGGGUCACUCGGGUCGCUGAGGUGAUUAGAAUCAAAAAUUAUCUUUUUUCGUUAUCAGCCGCCGUGGAGGUAAAUAUUGACGUUUUUGGCGUUGGAACAGUUGGAUCGAUAUAAGAACGUGUCUAAUGCUAUGGUUAAAUCGAUCAAAUGUAGCUCUCCCGAAUUUAUUAUCAACCAGAUAACAUCAAUAUCGUUAUCAUAAAACGUGUUAUUUUUCAACUCGUUCAAACUUCUUCUGAAUUACAAGUCGGAAAAAUGCCGCGAACAUAUGUCCCGAAUCCUCGUGGGGUUAGGCAUCAACAGCACAGUGUUGAGGAAUUGGAAAAUGCGUUGACGAUAAUUUCAAGUGGAAAAUCUAUAAGGUCUGUGAGCCGCGACUUAAAUAUCCCUUUUAGCGUAUUACAAAGGUUUCAUAAAAAUCGCCAACAAAACCCAAAUUUUCUCCCGAAAAAAUUGGGAGGUCAGAUUAGUUUACCAGAAUGCGUGGAAAAAGCUUUGGUAGAAAAUAUUUUAAAAUGUUCGGAUUGGGGUUAUCCUAUUACGGAAUUCGAACUAAGAAUGUUCGUAAAAUACCAUCUUGAUAGAGUAGGAACGAAAAUAGCCAAGUUUAAAGAUAAUCGACCUGGAUACGAUUGGGCGAAAUUAUUCCUUAAAAGACAUAAGCAAGAUAUAUCCCAAAGAAUGUGCCAAAAUAUUAAACGGAGUCGUGCUGCUGUCACUAAUAAAAUGAUAAACGAUUAUUUUGACAAUUUGACGCCAUAUUUAAAAGACAUUUCCCCAGAUUUAAUCAUAAACUAUGAUGAAACCAAUUUGUCAGAUGAUCCGGGACGUAAACGCAUAAUAUGCAAGAGAGGUACUAAAUACCCAGAAAGAAUUAUGAAUUUUACAAAAUCAGCUACCUCUGUUAUGUUUGCCGCUGCGGCUGACGGUACACUUCUCCCACCUUAUAUAAUUUAUAAGUCAAUGCAUUUGUAUGAUAAAUGGACUGAGGGCGGUCCAAGAGGUGCUAGAUAUAAUAGAACUCCUUCUGGGUGGAUGGACGGUCGAUGCUUUUUAGAAUGGUUUAUAAAAAUAAUAGUUCCAUAUUGUAAAUGUAAAGAAGGUCGCAAAAUAUUAAUAGGUGAUAACUUGAGCUCGCAUAUUUCCCCCGAAGUUAUUAAACUGUGUAAUAAGUAUCAAAUUGAUUUUAUUUUGCUUCCACCAAACUCAACCCAUAUAACCCAGCCAUUGGACAUAGCAUUUUUUCGACCGUUAAAAGGAUCUUGGAGAAAAGUUCUAGAUGACUGGAAAAGUAAUAAAAAAUCACCGUCAGUUGACAAAAGUACUUUCCCUUCUCUUCUAAAAUCUACGAUUGAUAACUUAAAUGGAAGAGAUGGAGAUGUUAUUAGAGCUGGAUUUGAAAAAUCUGGAAUUUGGCCUUUAAAUAGAGAUCGAGUUUUAAAUAUGCUACCGAAAGAUGAUCAAUUUGAUACAAGCAGUGAAAUUGUAGAAAAUAACUUAACGAUGUUUUUAAAAGAGUCUAGAUUUGGAGAGAGUACUCACAAAAAAACUAGAAAAUCACGUUUAAAAGUUCCAGCGGGGAAAAGUGUUCGUGCUCAUGAUCUCGAAUCAUCAGAAUCAGAGAUAAGUGAAGAUGAUAAUCUAUUAAACCAAACAUUUAAUGAUGAAAAUGACAAUGAAAUCGAUCAACCAUCGGGCAAUGAUACUAUAAUAGAACCAACGCAGUCUACAAGUUCAGGGAAUCGUGGAGUAAUAAAUAUGCCAAUAAACGUUUUACAAACAAACAUUGAAGAAGGAACAUGGGUUGCAGUCAAUUUUGGUAAAAAUAAGCCCAAAAUAUUUUUUGGCAAAGUUGUAUCUGUUAUUAAAAAAGGCGAAAUGUAUGAAGGAUCUUUUACAAGGCCUAGUCUAAACAUUAAAAAUCUGGACAAAUGUAUCCAUGCAUUUCCUGAGGUAAUAGACUUUUGUGAGUUCAGCAUCAUACAAGUAAUUAGAAUUCUAAAAAAUCCAAAACCCUUAAGAAGAGGUAGGUGGGAAUUUGAAGAAAACUUGAAAAGUGUACAAGAGGAGUUUGAGAAAAAAAAAUGAACACUGCAUACACUUAAUUUUUGUAUAUAU
Molecule: messenger RNA, 2454 nt
Organism: Acyrthosiphon pisum (pea aphid)
Lineage: Eukaryota; Metazoa; Arthropoda; Insecta; Hemiptera; Aphididae
Exons: 2
Coding region: 592-2424 (610 amino acids)
Cellular component (GO): nucleus
Molecular function (GO): DNA binding
Source: RefSeq, a predicted model, not a curated record